Messenger RNA from Punica granatum (pomegranate), 1059 nucleotides. The record is from RefSeq and is a predicted model, not a curated record. NCBI's taxonomy places the organism in Eukaryota, Viridiplantae, Streptophyta, Magnoliopsida, Myrtales, Lythraceae.
CUCUCUCUCUCUCUCUCUCUCUCUCUCUGCGUACAUCCUCCCGAUCCGUUCUUGUUACGGCUUCGAUUCAAAAUCUGUGUAAUUCUGCGUUGUUCGAUUUAGGAAAAAGCUCACCUUUUUUGUGGGCAAUCCGUUCGAGAACCUACCUGGGUAAGCAAUUGCAUUCGUUUGUUCUUGCAGAAACUAGCGAUUGGGGAUAUUUGGGGAGCUGGGGUGUGUGAUUUUGGGGGGAGAUGGUGUUGGUGUUAGCAUUGGGGGAUCUUCACAUUCCCCACAGGGCACCUGAUCUGCCGGCCAAGUUCAAGUCCAUGCUCGUUCCUGGAAAGAUCCAACACAUCAUCUGCACCGGAAAUUUGUGCAUUAAGGAAGUUCACGAUUACUUGAAAACUCUCUGCCCUGACUUGCAUAUUACCCGGGGUGAAUACGAUGAAGAUGCUCGCUACCCUGAGACUAAAACAAUAACCAUUGGUCAAUUUAAGCUCGGAUUGUGUCAUGGUCAUCAGGUUAUUCCAUGGGGCGAUCUAGACUCACUAGCGAUGCUUCAGAGGCAGCUGGAUGUAGACAUCCUUGUGACUGGCCACACCCACCAGUUCACAGCCUACAAGCACGAGGGAGGGGUCGUUAUAAACCCGGGGUCGGCCACUGGGGCCCACAGCAGCAUCACCUAUGAUGUGAACCCAAGCUUUGUGCUCAUGGACAUCGAUGGGCUCCGCGUGGUGGUCUAUGUCUACGAGCUGAUCGACGGAGAGGUGAAGGUCGAUAAGAUUGACUUCAAGAAAACCACUGCCACAACCGCUCAUUGAUGAUCUUUUACCUUUUGUUUUAGAAAAUGUUUGAUAGGAACUCCUAAAGACCUGACUCAAGGUAUCCUGAUGGUGGACUACUCGUGUUAUUGUGCAGUAGUGGGGCUUCAGUUUCGAGCUUGAUUUACUGACCAUUCUGGUGGGUUUUUUUUUAUGUCGGGCAUCUUUCGGAGUUGAUGUUUGCCGUUAUAUAGAGUGCCUUGGUUGCCAUUGAAAUCUUCUUGUGGUUUGAUAUGGAAAGUUGAUUAGUUUCUAA